AUGAAACCCAAACGGCGGCGCGCCCCUACAAAUCCACUAGAGUUGGCGAACCGUAAGACGGACGAACAGUUCAUUGCCGAUCAUCUUGGGCCUCCUGGCGUUACAAAAUCCCCCUGGGUCCUAGAAUGGUUGCAUCCCCGGACGGGGGCCAAAUAUAGCAUCGGCCUUGCACAACCCUCAAACUUGAGCGACAAUGACUUGACGGCUUGCUUCCACUUGAUUGAGGAGACGAGCCGACAGGACUACGAGAACUCGGCGGGCAAUUGGCAUCCCGAAAAUAAGCUCGCUGAGAUGCGGUCUCCCGAGCUGCGCUAUGUCUUGGUCAAAGACUGUGAUACAGCGACUGUGUGUGGCUUUACGUCGUUGAUGCCCACCUUCGAGGCUGGCCAGCCUGUUAUCUACUGCUACGAGAUUCACCUCAAGCCUGAGGUCCAGGGGACUGGGCUGGGGUCGCUGCUCAUGAGCUUUCACACAACGGUGGCAGCAAGCCUGCCGCCCGUCACCAAAGUCAUGUUGACCUGCUUCUUGUCAAACCAGCGCGGUCUGGACUUUUACAAAAAGCUCGGGUUCGAGGUAGACGACAUCUCUCCCGGGCCUAGGAAUCUGCGCUCCGGAAAGGUUUUCAAUCCAGACUAUGUUAUCAUGAGCAAGGCUGUGCGCCCGAGCAAAUAA
Messenger RNA from Lasiosphaeria miniovina, 672 nucleotides. RefSeq names its product acyl-CoA N-acyltransferase. The transcript has 3 exons. The record is from RefSeq and is a predicted model, not a curated record. Gene Ontology annotation, cellular component: nucleus. NCBI's taxonomy places the organism in Eukaryota, Fungi, Ascomycota, Sordariomycetes, Sordariales, Lasiosphaeriaceae. The coding region runs from base 1 to 672 and encodes 223 amino acids. Gene Ontology annotation, molecular function: histone H4 acetyltransferase activity; histone H2A acetyltransferase activity; protein N-terminal-serine acetyltransferase activity.